Molecule: messenger RNA, 420 nt
Organism: Homalodisca vitripennis (glassy-winged sharpshooter)
Lineage: Eukaryota; Metazoa; Arthropoda; Insecta; Hemiptera; Cicadellidae
Product: putative exonuclease GOR
Exons: 1
Coding region: 1-420 (139 amino acids)
Cellular component (GO): nucleus
Molecular function (GO): nucleic acid binding; exonuclease activity
Source: RefSeq, a predicted model, not a curated record
AUGUGUCCAAUGUGGGGAACCCUCUUUGGGUUUACCACUGGCUACGGCUGGGGAUCGGUGGAUCUGACCUGCUGCAAGGAUUACCCCACUUCAGAGGGUUGUACCAAAUGCAAGGCCUACGACUGUAGCAGCACCAAAUCCUCUGACACCGGAUGUCGCCAACUCUUCGCCUUGGACUGCGAACUCGUGUUCACCACAAUAAGUCUGGAAGUGGCUCGGGUGUCUCUGGCCAACGGAUCGAGCCAGGACGACGCUCUGGUCCAGCCCGAGCACGAGAUCAUCGAAUUCAACACGCGCUUCUCCGGAGUCACUAAGCAGGACUACGUACUGUACAAGGUGAAAACUCUGAAGGAAGCCCAGUACGACCUGCUCCACUACAUCAAGAAUGGCACGGCAUCGAGAACGAUCUUCGGGCGCUGA